CGCCCCAGCCUCGCCCGCGUGCCCCGAGGCGCCCCCCUCACCCCCGGCUCGCCUCGCCCGCCGCCGGUGCUCCGCGGCGCUGCCCAUGGCACAGCCCGAGAGCCGACUUCGGGCGCCGGACCGGCUGGACCGCGGCGCAGCUCAGUAAUUGGCGGCCCGCGACACCCAUGCGUCACUGACCAGGAGGCUCUCCCCGCGGCAGCGCUUCAUGACCCAGCGGCGCCCGGCGCAGUGAAGCCACCAUGGUGUCCAGCGUAGCCGCGCUGCUCCUGGGCGCGGUGCUGCUGGGCGCCCAGCUCCAGCUAGUGCCUUCCCGCCCCGGGGCCGAGCCCGGCCAGCCCGAGCUCCCGCGCAGGGCCGCCCCCCUCCAGGGCGACAGCCGGGCCGGCGCGGCCCCCAACGGCUCGGCGCAGCAGCUGCCGCAGACCAUCAUCAUCGGCGUGCGCAAGGGCGGCACGCGCGCGCUGCUGGAGAUGCUCAGCCUGCACCCCGACGUGGCGGCCGCCGAGAACGAGGUCCACUUCUUCGACUGGGAGGAGCACUACAGCCAAGGCCUGGGCUGGUACCUGGGCCAGAUGCCCUUCUCGUCCCCGCACCAGCUCACGGUGGAGAAGACCCCCGCGUACUUCACGUCGCCCAAAGUGCCUGAGCGCGUCCACAGCAUGAACCCGGGCAUCCGGCUGCUGCUCAUCCUGCGCGACCCGUCCGAGCGCGUGCUGUCCGACUACACCCAAGUGUUCUACAACCACGUGCAGAAGCGCAAGCCCUACCCGUCCAUCGAGGAGUUCCUGGUGCGCGACGGCCGGCUCAACGUGGGCUACAAGGCGCUCAACCGCAGCCUCUACCACGUGCACCUGCACAACUGGCUGCGCUUCUUCCCGCUGCGCCGCAUCCACAUCGUCGACGGCGACCGCCUCAUCAGGGACCCCUUCCCCGAGAUCCAGAAGGUCGAGCGGUUCCUGAAGCUGUCGCCGCAGAUCAACGCCUCGAACUUCUACUUUAACAAAACCAAGGGCUUUUACUGCCUGCGGGACAGCGGCCGGGACCGCUGUUUGCACGAGUCCAAAGGCCGGGCGCACCCCCAAGUGGACCCCAAACUCCUCAAUAAACUGCACGAAUAUUUUCACGAGCCAAAUAAGAAAUUCUUCGAGCUGGUCGGCAGGACAUUUGACUGGCACUGAUUUGCAAUAAGUUAGGCUCGGAAACUUUCCUGUUACAUUUCAGGCUCACACCUUCUUGACGUCAGCAGGUACUGGAGUGUGGAUUUUAACCCCCUACUGUAGACUCCGCAUGGACUAAGCAAUAUUAAGACUGGAGAAGUCGCUCGUACUCGCAAGAGGCUCCCCGUUACACAUCUGUCUCAGAGAGUGCUUGCAUCCAUCCCUUUCUGAUCUCAGCCAUGGGCAAAACCGAUACAAUAAAGGGGAUUAAACGUUUGACCUUCAGAAUGGGCUUGGGGCUGUGUGCUUUGCCCCACGUGGAAGGGGUCUCCGGAAACUCACUUAGAAAAGAGAAGUUGCAAAGUGUGUGUGUUCCCAUCUCGUAGAUGUUGUGAAGAGUCUGCUUCAUCUAUUUCCUGAAAGAUCAAUAUCCAUAUAUAGAUGCAUAUUCCGUAUGCACGGAGACAGAAAUAUGUGUAUGUUUUAAAACUCAACUCUGAAUUUGUAGUCCUGAAGUGGAAGGGAGAUUUAAAUACCCAAGGGUCAACAUUGCCCAAUAUAAAGGUGAUGUGUAAGAAAGAAGCCCUUGAACCUGAACCUAGGCCUGAUUUCACUUUCGCUUCUGCUUCUGAACAGCUCGCCUAUUGGACCUGAUCACACAAGCCCCCUGAGUCUCGGUUUUCUCAUACGUUCUUUAUUUAGUCAGCCUUUAACAGAAUUAAGUACAUGGCAUGUUUUUUCUUAU
Messenger RNA from Hyaena hyaena (striped hyena), 1905 nucleotides. It is a transcript of the gene HS3ST1, whose product is annotated as heparan sulfate-glucosamine 3-sulfotransferase 1. Bases 243 to 1181 code for a protein of 312 amino acids. The record is from RefSeq and is a predicted model, not a curated record. NCBI's taxonomy places the organism in Eukaryota, Metazoa, Chordata, Mammalia, Carnivora, Hyaenidae. Gene Ontology annotation, molecular function: [heparan sulfate]-glucosamine 3-sulfotransferase activity. The transcript has 3 exons.